This is a messenger RNA of Musca vetustissima, 2132 nucleotides long. It is a transcript of the gene RhoGAP71E, whose product is annotated as rho GTPase-activating protein 20. Bases 7 to 1998 code for a protein of 663 amino acids. NCBI's taxonomy places the organism in Eukaryota, Metazoa, Arthropoda, Insecta, Diptera, Muscidae. Gene Ontology annotation, molecular function: GTPase activator activity. The record is from RefSeq and is a predicted model, not a curated record. The transcript has 6 exons. Gene Ontology annotation, biological process: signal transduction.
AACAAUAUGUCCAGCUGGGCCGAACGGGUUCAUCGUCGUGCUGCUGACUUCAGCAGUGUUGUCACUUCAUGUGGCCAUCCAGGUUCAUCUGCGCCCACGUAUCCCUACCGCAUGGAAAAAGUUAAAUUUGGUGUACCCCUGGAUGAGGUGUGCAAAAAUGAUAACAUUCCAGGACCACUAUUGGUUCUCAUACUCAAACUAAAUAAGGAAUCCCCGAAUCGACGUGAUGUAUUUCGUGCACCCGGCCAUCAAGGUGCCAUGAAGAAGCUGAUACAUUUCCUACAAUCAGGACGUCUGGUGAACGUGGACAACUAUUCGGUGUACACAAUAGCCAGUGUUUUGAAGAAAUUCCUGCGAAAAAUACCAAAUGGCAUAUUUGGUCGUUCGGGUGAAAAUGAAUUAUUUGCCAUAAUUGAAUUGAGCAAUGAGGCAGAACAAAAUGAACGUUUACACAAAUUAUUUACAUCACUGCCAAAAUAUACACAACAUUUAUUAGUUUUAUUAUUUGGUACAUUCCGUGUAAUAGCCAGCAAUGCUGCUCACGCUGGGACCGGCAUGACCAGCGAAGCUUUGGGCGUCUCUGUUGCACCCAGUUUCUUUCAGUCAUGUGUCAGUGAUGGCAAGACCGCACGUAUGGAAGAUGUUUUAAAAUUUAAGGUAGCCACAAAAAUUAUGAAAUACAUCAUCGAUAAAUUUGCCACACAUGAUUUGUUUGGUCGUGAAAAUUAUGAAUAUUAUGCCCGGGUAACGGGUCGCAUAUUGAAAGUGCAAGACGAAUGGAUAUGCAGUUUUCAAUAUCCCCCGCCGCCACGCGGCAAAUUGGCCCAACAGAAAUAUGCUUUACAACAUUCAUUGGAAGCGGAAAAAACAUGGUUACAGUGUCAAUGCGAACGUUGGGGUUUACUUGCUCAAGAGGAAUCUCGUUCAACACCCGCCUUGCUAACCAGUUCUAGCUCUGCUUUGGAUAAUAGUGUUGUAUCACUUGGUGUAACACCCGAACAUUCAUUUAUGGAAUCUUGUGCUCGACUCUCUGUUUCUUUAGAGGGUCCUGGUCUAUUUGCGAUGACUUCUUCGCCAUUGCCAAGCCGUAACAAACACGAUUUUCAGCCAGACGAUGAAGAUGAUGACAUAGACGAGAACGAGUAUCACGACGACGACGACGAUGAUGAUGAAGACGACGACAACAAUGGCGACAAUGCCAACGGUGGCGGUAACAAUGCCGAAGAGGACAUCGCCAACGAUUUAGACAUUUCCUCCCACAAUGAUGAUGAGAACAUUGAAAAUCAAUCGAAAAAUGCAAAUUUCCACUUAACGUCCUCGUCCACCUCGACGUCGGCAGGUAGAUCGCGGCGAACUCUGAAGUCACGAUCGUCCUCAAACGAUGCCGGAGGAGCAGCAUCGGGCGAUUAUACAUUCACCGACAGCCAGGACGAUGUAGAUGGCGAUGAAAUGAUGCGUUGUGUGGUAAAGCGGCGUUACAAACAGAACAAAAAGAAAUCGCCCAGCACUUCGAAUACCGCCCAAAUGCGUGGCGUCCAACAGCAAAGACGACUACGAACAAUCACUAACAAUUCCAAGAGUAUAGACACCACACAUUCUACGACGACGACAACGUCGGCGGCAACGACAACGACUUCGCAACAUCAUAACGAAUAUCUAAAUGACUAUGAAUUUAUUGGUAAAUCUUCGACAUCAACCUCCACGCUGAAGGCCCUGACCACCGACCCGUCACUGCUGACACAAAACAUGCAGCAAAAGUCACGAGUUUGUUCACGAUGCAAGCGAGGCAUACGCCACUCGUCCUCGUGCUCCUCGUCGACGGCCUCGGGCGGUGGGGCUGCGGCCAAUGGCACCGGUGGUGGCGGCAGUGGCAUGACUAUGGACGAGUUGAGAGCCGUCAAUCGUUAUGCUGAAAGUACAAAAAGUUUAUCCUACUUGCCACAGGUGAGGGAUGAAUACUUGCUUGCUUCAAGGAUUUCGUUGGCAACAUCCGUUUGAGCAACAGUGCCGAAUCGGUGCAGUAUCCGGUGCGCAGACCCUCAACCAGACGCAUACUUCUAGGCGCCAACAUACCCCGGCAAUAUCCGUUGCGUUCUUCGUUGCGACGCCACAAAGAGAAACAGGUGGGCAAC